Molecule: messenger RNA, 575 nt
Organism: Lingula anatina
Lineage: Eukaryota; Metazoa; Brachiopoda; Lingulata; Lingulida; Lingulidae
Source: RefSeq, a predicted model, not a curated record
UUAACGCUUAAUAUUUCAGCUCCCAAUUCCGUAUUCAACAUUCGCUACUGGAACUGGUACAAUCUGAACAUCACAGGAGAUGGGGAAAUCGUGCGCGUUAUUUACCCAAAGAUGUCGGCCUCUAGUGGAUUACGACUUUACAUGAACGGUGUGGCUAUGACGUCUACAAAUGGUGGCACUUGCGCGAAGUGGAAAUUUCUGUACAAUGGUGGAGCUUGCCCAGAAGCGAACCACGAUAUCAAUGGUCUAUACUUACAGGCUCACACCUAUCAACACAUGAUGCCUAUUUCAGUGAGCGGUAUCUGUAGAGGUCUGGGUGCGGGCAACCUAGCCAUUACUUUAGAUUGCGAGAGCUGUGCCAAUAGACAAAUCAUAAAUCCCGUGACUGGGUGGGAGACGACUCUCUCCGUGACCGCGGAGGAGGUGGAGCUGGCUUAGGCUCACUUUGGACACAUAUUUCGCGCUCAAGUCUUUCCGUACUUUUAAUUUCAACGUAACUUAAAUCAAAUAGUUUUAAUCAUUUUUUCCUUGUCUUAUACUUGCGUGUAAAAUUAUAAUAUUAACUGAGUUUUAGU